GAGAUAAAACAAAACACUCUCAAGACAGCGUAUCUGCUUACACAUCGGGUCUUAGUACUAGACAAUAGCAUGGAGAUCAAGACAGCGGUGAUCCUUGUGGCCUGUUUGUUAUUAGGCGUCAGCAACAGAGGCACUGCAGGAGGGUGCAGAACUUCAGACAUUGUUGUCCACACGGACACCUGGCCAGAUCCGGGAGGAAGGCCAGAGUACUUUGUGAACCUGGUGAACAACUGCGCCUGCACGCAGAAGAACGUGAAGCUGGCGUGCCCAGGGUUCAAGUCUUCCAUCGAGGUCUACCCGGACACCGCCAUCAAGCCAGACGGCGACGGCAAGCUCUGCUCCCUUAACGGCGGCGGCCCGAUAGGGCCUAAAGAAAAGGUCUUCUUCAACUACGAGUGGAGUACCAAGUUCAGCUUCGACCCCGUAUCCUCCACCAUCAUCUGUUAGAUAUAUAACGCGAAUAAAUGAUAUCAUGAUCAUAUCACAAAUAUGUUUCCAUAAUAAUAAAAAGAUAUAUUUCUGUUCUAGUAAUAAAAGAUUUGGAUUAUGAUUAUUGGAACUCUUGAAUGGCCGAAUGGAUAAAUUUAAGGAAAA
Hordeum vulgare subsp. vulgare (domesticated barley) is the source of this 594-nucleotide messenger RNA. RefSeq lists its product as uncharacterized. The coding region runs from base 70 to 447 and encodes 125 amino acids. The transcript has 2 exons. The record is from RefSeq and is a predicted model, not a curated record. Gene Ontology annotation, biological process: cell fate determination. NCBI's taxonomy places the organism in Eukaryota, Viridiplantae, Streptophyta, Magnoliopsida, Poales, Poaceae.